Messenger RNA from Bathycoccus prasinos, 507 nucleotides. RefSeq lists its product with no specific name. The record is from RefSeq and is a predicted model, not a curated record. Gene Ontology annotation, biological process: protein sumoylation. Gene Ontology annotation, molecular function: SUMO conjugating enzyme activity. Gene Ontology annotation, cellular component: nucleus. The transcript has a single exon. The coding region runs from base 1 to 507 and encodes 168 amino acids. Lineage: Eukaryota; Viridiplantae; Chlorophyta; Mamiellophyceae; Mamiellales; Bathycoccaceae.
AUGAGUAACUUAGCCACCACUCGUUUAGCGCAAGAGAGAAAAAACUGGCGGAGAGACCAUCCGUACGGUUUCGUCGCAAAACCAGAAACAAGGAACGGAACGGUCGACCUCAUGCAGUGGAAGUGCGUGGUGCCUGGAAAGGCAAACACGCCUUGGGAAGGCGGAGAAUUCCCGAUUACGAUGACGUUUCCGAAAGAGUAUCCCGUGAAACCACCGAGAGUGAUGUUACCGAGAGGGUUUUUCCAUCCGAACGUGUAUCCAACGGGAUUGAUUUGUUUAUCGAUUUUGAACGAGGAGAAAGGGUGGAAGGCGUCGAUUUCGGUGAAACAAAUAUUAGUCGGGGUGCAAGAUUUGUUGGAUAACCCGAACAACGACGACGCGGCGAACUCAGCGGCGUAUUCAGCGUUGAAGAAGAGCAAGGUGCAGUACGAGAAAAGAGUUAUAGAAGAAGUUAAGAAGUAUUCGAAGAAUUACGUGAUGGACGACAACGACGUCAUCGUGAUGUAA